UCCGGGCGCGCUGGUUGUCUGUCCGUCAGCUGUGAUGACUCCCGUGAGGACAGGACGGGACGGUAUUAUGAGCAGAGGGGAUCCCGCUGUGUAAUGAUGGUUUGUGAGCAGCUGAACGGGUGAGAGGCUCUUCACGUGUGUGCUGGUGGUGUUAGAUUAGUGAUUUUAGCCUUUAGUCGAGUGUUUUUUCACCUUAGAGUAGCUUCUGUGUCACCUUUUUUUUUUUUCUUUUUUGAAAAACCCUCCGGUAGUUUUUUUUUUUUCUUUCUUUUUUGGAGUUUCCACUUUCCAGGACAAUGACACCGGUGUGUUUUAAUUUUGUGCUGGGAUAGCGAGACAUGUCCGGCAGAUAGGGUGCGUCUGGUCUCGCCUAAAAGCAGCCGGCACCACCGGACAUUUUUUACGCAGAGGACGGAGACCGGAGGACGGAGACGCAACAUGUUUGACGCUUCAGGGAUCCCUCUGUUCGUCCUGGACAUAACCUGUCUUAUCCUGGUUGGACUUCCAUUUUUCAUCCUUACCCCUCAACACAACCCUUUCAAACGGGGUUUCUUCUGCAACGAUGAGUCCAUCAGGUACCCUCUCAAAGAGGACACCAUAUCAUACCAGCUGCUGGGAGGGGUCAUGAUCCCUUUCACUCUGAUCGUGCUCAUCUGUGGCGAGUGCCUUUCUGUUUACAUGUCCCGCAUCAGGAACCAGUCUUUGGGGACCAAGUACGCGGCGUGCGUCUACAAAGCCGUGGGGAGCUACGUGUUUGGAGCUGCUGCGAGCCAGUCUCUGACAGACAUAGCCAAGUACUCCAUCGGUCGCCUGCGCCCAAACUUCCUGGCUGUGUGCAAUCCAGUCUGGGAUCGCAUCAACUGCAAAGCCGGUGGAUACAUCGAGAACUUCAGCUGCAACGGAGACAGAUUCCAGGUGGACGAGGCCAGACUGUCCUUCUACUCCGGCCAUUCAUCCUUCUCUAUGUACUGCAUGCUCUUCCUAGUACUGUACAUUCAAGCCAGACUGAGGUCGGAGUGGGCGAGGCUGCUGCGUCCCACCAUCCAGUUCUUCCUGAUUGCGACUGCUGUGUACGUGGGUCUGUCCCGGGUGUCCGACUACAAACAUCACUGGAGCGAUGUGCUCGCUGGCCUCCUGCAGGGCGGUUUGGUGGCUAUUCUCACAGUUUUCUGUGUAGCCAGUUUCUUCGAGCAACCAGUGGAGCCGGUGGUGACACAGGAGGAAGACGCCUCACACACCAGUUUACAGGAAAACCCAUCCAAUGGAAACCACUAUGGCAGCACUGACUGACUCUGAGGGCCUCAAAGACAAAAACUGUAUCAGGGCCCUUUAUCCCUUAAAAAAACAGUCACGGAGACACCCAAAACCCACACUGACCUGCAAGUUUUUGAUAUUAACUGCCAACUGUUUCUGUGCAUUUCUUCUUCGGAGUUUGCCCGCAUGGAGCCAUCGCUGCAGCCUGCAGGCAUUUAACUGCUGCCCUUUGGUGUGGCUGGUAAAUUUUAAUUACAGGAAGAAAAGUGCACGACAGGAGACAAUACUUGCACUCUAAUGAGGUUUAAAGAUUCAGAAGUGUCUGCUGAGAUUUGGGGGAGUAGUUUAUUGUGGAAUGACAAAACGAAAUACAGCAUGUUGGGUUUACCUUACAAAAAAGUUGCUUUUUUUUUUCUUUUUUUUUUUUUUACAGUGUGAGCUUGUUGGAAAUGUGGUUUCUAGUGUAUGUUGGUCUGGUGUUGCCAUCGCGAAUGAAUGAAAUUCCUUUUGCCCAGAAUAUAAUGAGCGUCUGUGUGCACACUGCAAGCAGGCUUGUAGGGAGUCUGCCACCUGUGAAUAAGAAAACCUGGACUGUCCUUAAACUAAAAAAUGGAGACUGAACUCAGAAAUGACAUAUUUCUUGUUCAUAUUUUUUGCCUUAGUCAGAUUGCUGCUACCUGCUGUUUUGUAUCUGGUGUAAUUUCAGGAACGGCAAACACAAUGCAUCGAUUUUUAUUUCUUUUUUUACAGUUUGUACGAAGGUCUUUGUGAUUUUGUUCCAUGCUGAAGCUUCAAACUGUUUGUUUAGAGCAGUGCUGGGGGAAGAUGUGUGACAAAUAAACAGAGCUCCAUUUUGCUACAAAAGGAGGAGAGUCAUU
This is a messenger RNA of Acanthopagrus latus (yellowfin seabream), 2132 nucleotides long. RefSeq names its product phospholipid phosphatase 1-like. The record is from RefSeq and is a predicted model, not a curated record. Gene Ontology annotation, molecular function: phosphatidate phosphatase activity. Lineage: Eukaryota; Metazoa; Chordata; Actinopteri; Spariformes; Sparidae. The transcript has 6 exons. The coding region runs from base 439 to 1290 and encodes 283 amino acids. Gene Ontology annotation, biological process: phospholipid dephosphorylation; signal transduction; phospholipid metabolic process.